Drosophila rhopaloa is the source of this 5692-nucleotide messenger RNA. RefSeq lists its product as uncharacterized. The transcript is spliced from 6 exons. The record is from RefSeq and is a predicted model, not a curated record. Gene Ontology annotation, biological process: regulation of transcription by RNA polymerase II. NCBI's taxonomy places the organism in Eukaryota, Metazoa, Arthropoda, Insecta, Diptera, Drosophilidae. The coding region runs from base 817 to 4782 and encodes 1321 amino acids. Gene Ontology annotation, cellular component: nucleus.
UCUAACACAAAUUACAUUUUGUUUUAAACAAUUGAAAAUACACGUAAAAACACAAAAACAACGUUGCGGCAUUUGCGAAUUAAUAUAUAUUUAGUCCUUCCCGUUCGGCGCCAUGUGCUAGCUGCAAGAACAGGGCCCGUUUACGCGUUUGAGAGCUCGUUUUCGGAUUUGCCUGCGCUGCGCGACCCAAAACAAGAAAAAUUCGCACGCCGUUGCAACGAAUUUGCAAUGCGCUGCCGUUGAAAAUCGAAAGGUAUAAAACAGAUUCCCCGACCCAUGCGAUAAUUAACACACUUAGCCGUUGAAUUGCCAAAUUAAAAUUGUUUAAACAAAAGCCACAAACGACUGGCCAUGGAGAAGAGGGAAAAUAACGAAGUGAGCAGGACGUUCCGGAGUCGCAAAUACCUCGUGCUUUUGGCGUAGCGUGCAAAGCAACGCGCUGUCAUCUGGCCGAUAGGUUGUGUGUUAUCGGCUGCUGCCCUGUUAUCGCGUUAUCGCGCAAGGACCACGAGAGCGGCGGAAAACCUUUUGCCUUUUCCGAGUGGGUUGGUGUGUGGGUGGUGUGAAAAAAGUGCGUGCGGUCUUGUUUAUGGGCGAAAAAGAGCAGCGGCUGUCCGGCCGGAGUUAGCAAGUCCUGUGCAGAAUCCUUCCCAGCGAGAUUAGGUCACCUUUUCCUCCGGCUGCUCCGCUCCUUAAAAUCCAGCUGUCGGUUUUUCUUUUAAACAUUCCACAUUGGGCCGAAAGGACUGCUAGGGACGAAAACCCAUGAUCAGGGUGAGAUAUAGAAGCGCCACGAGAUAGCCGCCGCUGAGAGAGAUGGCCAAUAACAAUCAUCCGCAUCCCGGGCAUCUCAGCCAGGCGGCCCAGAACGCCUCCUGGAAUCCCCUGCAAAUUCCGUCGUACAUACCCCGGCAGCCGCAGUUGGCGCACAUGUCCAAUGAGCGGCCCGGAAUGGUGCGAUCCCCGCUGGCCUGGCACGUCUCCGGUUCCGUUUCCGCCCAGCCGCCGCCGCCGCCUGAUGCCAUUUACAAUUUCAUGUCGGCCAACCACAAAAACCUGGACCACCACCAUCAGAUGAAUCCUCUGCUGGCACCGCCCUACUCUGGAACUUUGCCAUUCAACUCUAUGGAUCUGUCUUUGCAGUCCGCCCGCAGUGCGGCUCAGCCGCUGGCCAAGCAGUCGCCGAACCAGCAGGCACAGCAGUCUCAGCAGCAGCAGCAAUCCCUAAUGCACGCCCCCAAUUAUCCUUCAAUUCAAAAUCUCACGACCAAUGCCACGCAGCAACAGCAACAGGGACAUCUGGCAGCCAUGGCAGCCGCUCAUGCUAGUUUGCUGCAGUCCAGCCUGGGAACCUCCUCGGGAAAUCUCAGCAAUGGUGACUGCGAGUCCUUGCUACCGCCACCGCCGCCUACAACUGUCUCUGGGAACAGCAAUCACGCAGGAAGCAACAGCAGCAGCAAUAGUGGGAGUAACAAUCACAUAACCAGCCCGCACUACAUGCAAACUCGCGAUGAGAACUUCAAGCUGGCGCAAUUAAAGCGCAGUUUCGACCACGAGCUCUCGGGAAAAAGUCUGCCGAAGGACAAGGAUUUUGGAUACCCGUCAGCGGGAUCAGCUGGCAAACUGCCCACGCACAAUGUACAGCAGCAACAUGCCAACAAGAAACCCUCACCUCUGCGAAACUAUCACCAAGCGCAGCAGCCGCCUUACAACUUAACACCCAAAUACAAUGGACCACAAACGCCGCCUACGCCUCAAUCUCCGCUGGCUGCGCCACCUCAUCAAAUGCAAUCACCCACCAUGGACUACAAUCAGCUGCACCUGCACCAUCAGCUCAAUAGCUCGGGAGGAGGUAGCUACCAGCACAUGCAGCAGGACCAGACGCAAUCACAAUCACACCCCCAGCACUUGCACUACCACAAUCAGCAUGUAGCCAGCCAAACUGCUCCACCUCCGCUCCUGCCACCUCACUUGACCAGCGGCCCGUUCCAUGGGCAACCACAGGAUGCGGCCCAGCAGCAGCUGUCAUCCUCAAGUCAACAACAGACGCAUCAUUCCCGUAACGCGCAAUUGACGAAUCUCGAUCUGGGGAUUAAGCUCAAAUCAGACUCGUCGGAGGAGCAGCCUGUUAUAACUGAUCUGUCCUAUCGCAACUCGGAAGCAGACAAACCUGCAGCCAACCCAUUGCCAGAUGCCCCCGAGUCGCCCUACCUGACCACCUCCAAUGAGGAGUCGCUGGAGUCCAAUAGCAACAGUAGCAAUAGUCGAAAGCGGCGCAAACGAAAAGCCAGUAUGGUAAUGAGAGUUACCCCGAACGAAAAUGCGCCUGAGGGAGGAAUCAUCAAGCCGCAACAUCAUCAACAACAACAACAACAGCAGCCGGUGCACCAUAAUAAUACCUGCAGUCCUAAACGGUCUCCCAAGAAUGGGGGCAGUGAUUUUCAGCCAUUCAGUUUGCAAACCCAAUCGCAAACGCAGAAUGAGAAGGCGCCACAAGAGAAUGGCCGCCCAGGAUCACCGGCUCCGGCGGAGAACAGUAGUAACAGCAAUAGCUCCACGCUUUACCACGACAACGACAACCCCAAGACCAAGAAACAGCGGCAGGCCCUGCUGCAGCGGAAUCUCACCGAACAGCACCGUCUGCAGCAGGAGGAUGAGCCUCCCAAAAAGCACACACCACCCACAAUGCCGCCACCCAGUCCGCAGAGCAACAGCAGUAGCAGUAGCUCGAGUAGCUCCAGCGCCAACACGCACAGCAGCCACAGCAGUCAUGCAGUUAAUGAUAACCGAAGGGAUCCGAAGCCUGAGAUCAACAAUAAGGCCACCACGGACACACCUGCAUCUCCUGCCCUCGUCGAGCAAGGCGAUAUCGAUGCCAAGCCGGCAGUAAGUGUGCACGAAUGCGAUGAGGAGGAAGACCCAGCCACGAAUAAAGAAUCACCCGGACUUCCUGCUCCGCUUCCUACUCCAGCUGUUGCAGCUCCUCCAGUGACCGAAUCGCCUAAGAAACCCUCACCCGCUGCGAACUCUGAGCCCUGCCCUUUUGGAGAAGUGGAGGAUAAGCUCGAGGAAAUGUUUGCCGGCAUUGAAGAGGAGACGGAAAGGAUAUGCAGCCCGGAGAAACCAGCGGGGGAGACGGAAGAGUUGGUAACACACGAUUUGACCGCCCAGCUGGCUCUGGACAGCGCCAAACCAGACGAGGCGCCAGCGGAAAAGAUGGAAACUUCUGUGCUAGCAGUUCUGGCACAAGCACCAGCACCUGCUCCCGAAAUUCGACCCGUGGCUACUAAGGCGGCAAUGAAGUCCACGCUUCCCAGUCCCGUGCACAGUCCCACGCCUCAAUCUCGCUCCACGUCGACGCCCUUGGCUGCAGUGGAUGACAGUAAGCCCAACACCCCUGUUCCACCUAAAACACCCGCAGCCAGGAGACCGCCACCUCGUAGACUUUCAAUGGGCAUGGAUGCCUCACUGCUGCGUUUUAUGAUCGACGACCCGCCUGCCAAAAAGCCAGGUCGCAAGAAGAAGGUGAUCCCAGAGCUGGAACUUGAAGACGAUGACAAGCCAAGCACCUCGGCGGCAGCUGCCGCGGCCUUGGCAGCCCGCCAACUAAGCGAAGCUGCCGCUAGUGCUCCUAAGGGAAAAGCUGCCGGAGCCAAGAAAAAGAAUGCCAUGGGGAAGGGCAAGAAGGUACCAGCGGGGAAGGCUAAGAAUGCCAAGCAAAAUGGAAAGAAGCAGGGACGGAAGCCCGCCUUUACCACCGAUGAGGACAGCACACCAGCGCCCACAAACGGAGGAGGAGCAGUCCCUGAGUUAAGGUUCAAAUCUCCCUUCAUACUCAUCAAACCGGACGGAAGCGUGAGCAUCAAGAACACCCACAGUGCCGAGGACGUAAACGAGAAGCAGACGAAGGCUAAGAAGGCGCCGCACGAGCGAAAAAAUUUAAGGGGGAUGCACAGCUCUACGCUGAGCAAUCGCUAUGAUGCGGAUACCACCGACUCCACCUGGAUAUGUGUGUUCUGCAAGCGCGGUCCUCAUAAACUCGGACUGGGUGACCUCUUUGGUCCGUAUCUGGUGACUAGCGACUGUGACGAGUAUCGUGCGGCUUUGCAAGCUCCCGGAGUACAGGACAUUGAUGGGCUGUUUGUCAACAAACGACGGCGCGAGGACAUGGUAAAGCUGCAUGAGCGGAAUCUGCCUGUGGUGCCAGCCACGCUGGCCCACAUUAUGCAGGCACCUAAGAUUAGCAUGCACAAACGAAAGCGCAAGCAGACGCACGAUAGCUCGAUAUCCUACAGCGAUGACCCCAAUGAGUCACGUUCGCAAUGCUCAUCGGUGGACCCGCUGGACUGCAGUCACGAAUCCAAGUUUGUUGAGACGUUCCGCGGCAUGGGCAAGACAUCGGAGCACGGCUUCGAAGUUUGGCUGCACGAGGACUGCGCCGUGUGGAGCAACGACAUCCAGCUAAUCGGCGCCCACGUCAACGGACUGGAUGCGGCUGUGUGGGACAGCACGAGGUACCAGUGUAUGGUUUGCCAACAGACGGGGGCUAGUAUAUGUUGCUUCCACCGAAGUUGCAAGGCACCUGCUCAUGUGCCGUGUGCACGAUCCGCGAAGUGGAGCCUAAGUGAGGACGAUCGCAAGGUAUUCUGCCAGCUGCAUAAAGACGAGUCUGAUGUCGUGGAGCCCAUGAAAACGGAACCACUGGCGCCAGAGGCAGCUGCAGCAGCUCCUGCUCCUGCACCCGCUCCCCCGCCCCCGUUCAACAUUCAUUCGCUUCCCUGAGUACGCGUGCGCGUCCAGAAAUGCCGCCUGGUCGCCAAGCGUUGAGCGUUGAAGGCACGAUCCCCAGACUCCCGACUCCGAAUCCAAAACCCAACCGAAUCCGCAGCUCACUGCACAUUUUACUUAAGCUUUGUACAUAAGUUUCGGACUGCCGUCGUAGCCAGGAGGCAUUUCGUAAUCCGUGAAGUGAUUUUGUAUAAAUCCGCUGUACAUUUUAAGGCUUGACGCACCGCACGACGAUAUCAGAGCGUUCGCCACGUUAUAGUUAGGUUUCCCAACUGCAUCCUUAGUUGUUUAUGUUUAAGUGAAUGCCUAAAUUAUUAUUUCGCCUAGUACUAUGCACUUUACAUUAGUACCUUUUAGUUCUAACUAAUUUAAAGCCUCCAACCCAUGUCCAUUGCCCACCCAUCUGCAUCACAUACGCCAAUUGAUAAUUGAUAAUUCGGUUUAGUUGAAUUCAGUCCGUUUUGUAUAAACGAAUACUCCAUGCCAUACCGAUAACCAACUGAGUAAUCAAGAUAACUGAAGUAGCUAUGGGAGAUUCCAAUUGAUAUAUGCGAUGUGAAGUUGCAGUAAAGUUACGUAUAAAUAGAAAAUGUAUGACACCAAGUAAGCGAGAACAUUCGAAGCCCAAUUACAAAAUGGAAUAUUGUAAAACAAUAUAAUAUGCAUAUAAUAAUAUUAGAAAUGUUAAUUUAAGCGAAAAGUUAAAGCCAGCAAAAUGAAACCUUGUAUUGUAUUCGUAUUCGGUAAGGUCUGUACGUAUUGCUGAUAAUUUUAAAACUCUAAAAAGGUAUAAACAAUAAAAACUUAAUCUCACAAGCAACAGGAGUAGGGCGAACUCGUACCGGGUUUUUGUAAAUUUUUCGUUUUAUUUAUCAAUAAAUAUGCAAAAAUAUACACACACAUA